Pezoporus flaviventris is the source of this 1142-nucleotide messenger RNA. It is a transcript of the gene TEX47, whose product is annotated as testis expressed 47. The transcript has 9 exons. The coding region runs from base 1 to 1035 and encodes 344 amino acids. Lineage: Eukaryota; Metazoa; Chordata; Aves; Psittaciformes; Psittacidae. The record is from RefSeq and is a predicted model, not a curated record.
AUGGCGGAGGAGGCAGCGGCUCAGCCCCGGCCGGGCUCUGCGGAGCCGGCUCCGCUGGAGCGGCAGAACCUGCUGGCCGUGCGCAGGGAGCUGCGGGCCGGCGCCGCGGAGGGCCGGGUCCCGCUCCACAGGCUCCUGGUGCUCGCCCGCCUGGGCCAGGGGGCGGCGGCGGCGGCGGUGGUCGCAGGUGGGUGCCGGGGUGCGGGGGUCGGAGCACGGCUCCAGGGCAGGGCCCCGGCCCGCACCUCCCGUCCGGCGUUCACCGCCGUGUCUUGGAACGCGUUCAGCGCUGCGGGCUUGUGGCCAGGAUCACCCCUGCCGCGCUGCGCCCGCAGCCCGUACCCCAGCGGCGGUACGGAGCAGCGGGGAGCGCAGUCACUGCGGCAGUCCAUAAGCUGCAGCGAUAACGAUGAAAGGACACCUGGCCAUAAACCACUUGACAAACAGCCAUCUUCUCCUUUAAAACAAGGUUAUCACAGAGAACUGCUUGAAAACGUGUUAGAGGACCACGGAGGAGAACCAGUCUCAGGUCUGCUGCUUCUCUACCCCAGCCAUGUGUUCCAUGUAGUGGAGGGCUGCAGCAGCACAAUCCAUCUCAUCAUCCAAGAUUUAGCGUCCCUCCAAAGUCAAGGUUCAAGUGCUUUACUCCAGGAUAUUAAAGUUUUAGUGGUGGCACAUGCCAUCCCCACCAGACUGUUCCCAGACUGGGUAGUGGCACUGGCGACAUCUCCCGUGACAUGGCCAUCGAGGACCACCCAGUCACAGUCGACAGCAGAGGUGGUUGCAGGGUGCCUUACCCUCGGGCUCAAGCUGGCAGCCUCCAUCCAGAGCUUUGAGGAUGACAGCGAGGAUGCGACUGAGAGCAUACCCACUGUUGAACGGGAGCUGCUGAUCCCAGCAGAGACAAUUAACUACUUGUGUAAAGCAGAGGAGUGCACCAGUCCUGAAGAGUUUCUGAGAACUUACUUAGGUCCUUCACAACCCACCCUGGACUCAGAAACAGUGUGGCCUGUUCCAUCUUAUCUCUCCACGUGAUACAGGCUGUAUCCAGUGUUCCCCUCUGCAGCUGGACUCACUUUUGUUUAACAUGAAUCUACACAUUAAAGAGUACAUGCAUAUUCAUUCCCACUCUGCUUCCGUGC